Xenopus laevis (African clawed frog) is the source of this 2072-nucleotide messenger RNA. It is a transcript of the gene chst2.S, whose product is annotated as carbohydrate (N-acetylglucosamine-6-O) sulfotransferase 2 S homeolog. The transcript has a single exon. Gene Ontology annotation, cellular component: Golgi apparatus; Golgi membrane. Lineage: Eukaryota; Metazoa; Chordata; Amphibia; Anura; Pipidae. The record is from RefSeq and is a predicted model, not a curated record. Gene Ontology annotation, molecular function: sulfotransferase activity; N-acetylglucosamine 6-O-sulfotransferase activity. Gene Ontology annotation, biological process: carbohydrate metabolic process; N-acetylglucosamine metabolic process; sulfur compound metabolic process. The coding region runs from base 551 to 1819 and encodes 422 amino acids.
AGGAUCAGUAGUUGACAGACAGACGUGUAUAAAGAGCCCAGUGGUCACGGGCUACUGCUGCUUUUUUGGCUGAGAGCUCAGAGCCCGGUACUCUCACCAACAGAGAUUGAGCUGCAGAAAGAAGGGGUGGGCUCAUUGGAGUGGCAGGUGAUGUGUCCAAUGGAAGCCGACCGUGUACAGCCCUAUAUGUAAAGAGCAGCGGAGGCAUCUGGAUGUGGACUCCAUAGAGCUGUGAGAAGCCGGGGAGACCAGAGCUCAGCGCUGCCACAAUCCCAUACAGAUUGUCCUGCCUGCUCUUAGCGCUCACUUGCAUCACUCUGUCCAAUGGGAUCCCUCCGCCGAGCAGCUUGGCCGGACUAAGGAGAGAGCCUGGCGCAAGUAGGGGCUAAGUUUUCCAGUAGGUCCGGCAGCAGCAAUGUGUGAGCAGCGAGGGAAGAUGCCCGGGCGCGCUGAGGGGAGACUAUGGAAUGCGCUGCCCCCGCUAUGAUCCUGCAGCUGCAACAGUUGUGCGACUUCUUGCUCCAGUAGCUCCAGUGUGGCCUCCAGUAGGAUGAAAGUGUUCCGCAGGAAGGCGGUGAUUCUGUGCCUGGGCUACAUUCUGCUGCUGGUUCUCACUAUGCUCAACCUGAUGGACAAGUGGCACAAGGAGCCGCAGCAGUGCAACGAGCAAGUGCGCUACACCCCCUACCAGACCCGCUCCGAUAUCCGCUAUCUGUACCGGACCUCCCCGCCCAAGAAGCGGCAGCUGCUCUACGUGUUCACUACGUGGCGCUCGGGCUCGUCCUUCUUCGGGGAACUCUUUAACCAGAACCCCGACGUCUUCUUCCUGUACGAGCCCGUGUGGCACGUGUGGCAGAAACUGUACCCGGGAGAUGCCAUGUCGUUACAGGGGGCGGCCCGGGACCUGCUCAGCGCCCUCUACCGGUGCGACCUGUCCGCUCUGCAGCUUUAUAACACGGCCGGGGCCAAGAACAUCAGCACCCUGGGAAUAUUCGGGGCGUCCACCAACAAGGUCAUCUGCUCGUCCCCUUUCUGCUCGGCUUACAGCAAAGACACGGUGGGGCUGGUGGAUGACAAAGUGUGUAAGAAGUGUCCCCCCCAGAGCCUGAGUCUGCUGGAAGAUCAGUGCCACAAGUACAACACCAUCGUCAUCAAAGGGGUCCGGAUAUUUGACAUUAACGUGCUGGCUCCGCUCAUGGAAGACCCCUCCUUGAACCUGAAGGUCAUUCACUUAGUCAGGGACCCCCGCGCAGUCGCAAACUCACGCAUCAAGUCCAGGCAUGGCCUUAUAAGGGAAAGUCUGCAGGUGGUCCGGAGCAGAGACCCCAGGAUCCGUAGGGUUCCCUUCAUAGACCCUGGGCACAAACUCAACAAAAAGGAUGGCUCAGACUAUCAUGCUAUAGGGGCCAUGGAGGUGAUCUGCAGUAGCAUGGCCAAGACCCUCAGGACGGCUUUAAACCCACCCAGCUGGCUCAAGGAUAACUACAUGGUGGUUAGGUAUGAGGAUCUGGUGGUGGAUCCCGUAAAGACUUUAAGGCAAGUCUAUGGCUUUGUCAAUCUUUCAGUAAGUCCAGACAUAGAGAGGUUCUGCCUGAACAUGACCAGUGGUCCCGGCUACUCCUCCAAACCUUUUGUGGUCUCCGCUCGCAAUGCUACCCAGGCUGUGAGUGCAUGGAGGACUCUGCUCACCUACCUACAGGUCAGGCAGGUGGAAGAGUACUGUCAGAUCCCCAUGGAUAUUUUAGGCUAUGAGAUGGUCAAAAGCCAAGAAGAGGUGAAAGAUCUCAGCAAGCCAUUACUUAGGAAAUCCUUGCUAUAAGGAGUCUCUAUAUGGGUCAUGGGACACGUCGCCUGCAAAACCAGAUAUUUCAUGUAACUGUUAUCCUCAACUCUAGGAUGGUCUCCUUUGUCCAUGGCAUUUUCCUCUGGUAUUUUUAUCUGUAUUGAGCCCUGCAGUGGAUCUGUGCGGCUGCUAGAAUAAAUACCUUCAAAUGGGAACUAUCACAAAAAAUUAAUUAAUUAAUAUAAGCUUCAGCAUACUGAAAUAAGAAUUCUAAAUACAAUCAACUCAA